AUGAGAAGUAGCAUCAGAAUCAAAUUUCAGAGUGAGGCAGAAUUUGAUAGGUUACCUUUUCAUUCAUAAGUUGUCUCCUAUGAUGAGAUUAAGAAGUACUUGGAAAGAAAGAAAAAGCUAGUAUUUGCUGACAAAAAGACUGAUAAGAUCGUCUUAAUGGAUGUAAAUAGAAAUAAGGAAUUUAAUGAGGGCUUCAUUGAGCCAGACACUAGAUUGAUAGUGAUGAGAACUCCAUUGGUAACAGGGGAUCCGAUUGAACUCACCUACAAUCCUAAGUAAACUGGAGGUACUUUCGAUAAGCAUGGAGGUAAAGUAAGACUCGAAACUAAAGAUGGUUAACUGGGUGACACGAAUGAAGUAAAUAUCGAGGAAAAUAAAAAUGACGAGAAAAGCAUUGAGCAAGAUACCAACUUAUCUUCCCUUGGCAAAGAAUUCACUUGUCCUCUGCCAAAUCCUCAUGAAAAGAAAACUCACCUCAUCAUUGAUCCUGUUAUUUUAUCUUGCUGCGGAACAACAUGCUGCUUAGAAUGCAUUGUAAAGAUAUUUAUGAACAUUGAGAGAUGCCCGUUUUGUUACACUAAACUUAAGUAAUCUGGAGUUAAGAUAUUUCCCAAUCUACCAAUCCAAAGAUUAUUCAAUCAAGAAUUGAUCAAGGUUUACCAGCAGCUAAACCCUGAAGAGAAAGAAAGACUGCAGAAGAUUUAAGCUUAUCAAAGACUUUAGGAGGAAAUAGUCAAAAUGCCAAGAAAUAUUAAGAAUCCUGAUGCUCAAAUGAAUGAGCCAAACCCAGUAGGGCCUGGAGAUGAUAACACUGAAUUAGAUCCCAUUAUAAUGAAUGAGCAAAAGGAUCCAGCUCAGAGGAAGAAUCCUCUUUUUGAGAUGAUGCAAAAUGCAAUGUUCAUAUUGAUGAAAGCUCCAAACCAAGAAUUUUUAUAAAAAGGAGUGCUUAUGAGUGAAUGGUGCUUCUAAGAAAAGUCAGUCAAAAGAAUCAAGGAAACGCAAGUCCAAAAUAUCUUAUGUUUUGUAUCAGUCAAAGAUUCUGGAUCGUUUUAAGGUGUAUUCAUGAUUUAAAGCAAAGAUGUGAGGCCUGUAUCAGAAGAUUGGAUUAAGAUAUACCCUGGCUAGUAUGAUGGCUAGCUUGAUAUUUAGUGGUUGUCAUUCCCGGAUUUGUCCUUUACUAAGACUUAGAAAUUGACUAACUAAUAAAGAGAUAAUGAACCUCUCAAUAAGUUUAAAGAUGGUGAAGAGGUCAAUCAUGAAUUAGGGUAAUAGCUUUGUAAAUUAUGUGUGGACUCUGAAAAGGCUUAGAGUGCCUCGAAUGCUUCAAAGAUGAAAGCAGAAUACAUCAAGAAUCACAGAUAUUCUAAAGAAUUGAAAAAGCAAAGAGAAUUAAAUCUUUAGUAUAAGAGUUAGCAUGUAGUUGUAUUAUCCUAGGAGGAACAGGAAAUAUUAGAGAAGAUAAAGCCUCUGUCACAAACUGAUAAAGAGAAAGCAAAUAGAGAAAUUAAAUCUGAAGAUCUUAAUAUUAUGGUAUAUGAGGAUAUUGCGAGUCCAACAUUUUUCUCGAAGGACAAAGAUGACAGAAGGACGAGAGACAGGAGAACUGAAAGAGAGUCAGAAAAGAAAGAUGAUAAAAAGUCAAAGAGAGAUGAGGAAAAAGAUAAGAAACCCUCUGCAACAAUAACUGUACCAAUCGCUUAGGCAAUACCAACUAUUCCAACUGGAGGGAUGUUUAGACCUCCUUAUGGAUACUAUUAGCAAUAUUAUCCUGUUGCACCAAAUAUGAUGUAACCUAUGUAUGGAUAUCCAAAUCCAAUGAUGGGCAGGCCAGGAAUGAUGCAUAUGCCCCCUUCAGGGAUGCCAAUGGGUAUGCAGCCAGCAAUUAUUGCUCCUCAGCCAGAGAUCACUAGAAGAACUGAAGAUAAUAAAAGAAGAUCAAGGUCAAGGAAUGAUAGAGAAAGAGAAAAGGAGAGAGAACGGGAAAGUUAUAGAGAGCGUGAGAGAGACAGGGAUAGAAAGAAACACUCUAGAAGAAGCAGGUCACCGCAUUCAAAGAAAAGGGAAAAGAGUAGAAGUCCCAGAAGUAAGCACCACAGAAGAUGA
Molecule: messenger RNA, 2103 nt
Organism: Stylonychia lemnae
Lineage: Eukaryota; Ciliophora; Spirotrichea; Sporadotrichida; Oxytrichidae
Source: the annotation of a GenBank genome assembly